Messenger RNA from Contarinia nasturtii (swede midge), 1155 nucleotides. RefSeq lists its product as uncharacterized. Lineage: Eukaryota; Metazoa; Arthropoda; Insecta; Diptera; Cecidomyiidae. The record is from RefSeq and is a predicted model, not a curated record. The coding region runs from base 1 to 1155 and encodes 384 amino acids. The transcript has a single exon. Gene Ontology annotation, molecular function: protein binding.
AUGAUAUCAGAUUAUUGCAGUCCAUUGUGGUCAUUGCAUUCAUAUGGUGGCCAUAGGCAAUUUAAUGACUUCGAGAAUACAAACGCAGAUGAUAUGAGCAAAAAUUCAAAAGAAAUCAACAAACUAACCAAGCGAUUUGAAGAAAGCAAUAAAAGAUACAAAAAAUACAUGAAGUCGUCUAACGGCAAAAAAAUUAUUUUUAAUAAAUCAAAGAGUUUUAAGUGCUUUGCUCGCGGUGUAAAAUUAGCAAAAUUGUCCGGUGGUUCCGAUCGAUGUGGUGCCAAGACCAGCAGAGAUUUGAAAAAAGGAGAGCACAUUUUUAUUUCACGGCCAUUUGCAUCUGUCGUAGAACCAAAUGAAUCAUACACCUUCAAAUAUUGCCACACGUGCCAUCGAAGUACUUCGAAGGAAUACAUUGCAUGCAAUCAAUGUUGGUCGGCUCGUUUUUGCAGCGGUUACUGUAAGGAUAUGAAUCGAAGUCAUCAAUUCGAAUGUGGUACAUGGUUUCGAGACAUUUCCGAUUUGGAUAUAAAAUUAGCCAUUCAAAUGGUUUUGGAAGCAAUGUCAACAUUUCUUACAGUCAACCAACUGGAAAAGCACAUCACAAAAGUCGUUGAAUCGGAAAUAUUGGUCAAAGAACAUCCAAAUCGACCACUGCCAAAAGGAAUGAAACGAUUGAAUAAACAGAUUCCGACGAAGUGUUAUGAUAAAAACACACAGCUGGACUGUAUAAUGUGCUCAAUAAAUUAUGACGGUGAACGUGAAAGUUGUCAGAAGGCUAGUUUGGCAUAUUAUAUGAUUAUGAACUUUCCAGCCGUUGCUAAUAGAUUCAAAACGAAGGGUCAACGACGCUUUAUGAAACAUUUGCUGUUGCAUUUUUUGAAUAUUGUCAUGUUCAAUUCCAUUUCGAAACCGUUUAUGGUGUCGAGCGACAAGGAAGUUAAGAGACUCGAACGACGAAUAAUUUACGAUGCCAUUAAUUUUAUCAAGCGCACCCUCCACCCCCGACCAAACGUUGAAAUGCAUUUUAUAAAUGGAAACACAAUACACGGCAUUGCAGCUGAGGAUAUCAAAGCAGGUCAACAACUCUUUAUUAACUUUGAUCAACUCUCGAUAUAUUAUGAUAAAUUUGAUGUGAAUAAAGAAGAAAAUUAA